GCAGUCAGAUGAGUCGGGAUAUGGCGUCGCUGCACCGACACAGGAUGAAUUUUCACCUCUCCGUGGGAAUUUACAAGUCGCGCGCCGGGACAUCGCUUGCUUUUUGUCGCCGUUAAAAGGGAUCACACAUGGCGAUGGAGGACAAGGACAAUAACGCGGAGGUCGCUGCGACCAACGUCCGAACGGGCAUCAAGAGAGGAGGUGAUGUCGGAGAUAACGGGGCUUGCAUAGACAGGCAGCCGGACACGGUGGUCCACCAGGCGGGGCUGAACCAGACUGCGGGUCGCGGCAGCCGCAGUGGUCCCGGAGCUCACGCUGCGACGGGGAUCCGAGUGCUAAAGCAGCGCAACAUGAAGCGGAACGGGAGUCGAAGCUGCAUGACGAGAAAAACCAGGUUUGGAUCACGAGAGCGGGACUGGCUGAAAGGGGACACCCAGCGGGGCUGUGUGUGUCUGUAUGGGGGAACAGUAGACCCUCAGCCACCUGCCUCUGGCACACAGGCCUCCUCCACCCCUCAGACAGACCUGCAGUUGGUGCUCUGCUCCACCAGUACCACAGUGGAGGAGCUGUGCGCUCAGAAGAAAGGACACGCACUUUACGUUCAACUGCACGGAGACCUAGUGAGGAGGCUGGAUCCCUCUGAGCGUCCGCUCCAGAUGGUGUAUGACUACUUGGCGUCAAUGGGCUAUGCAGACCCUGUACGAGUGCAGCAAGAAGCCGCCAACUCAGACCUCAGCUGUUUGAUCCGUUUCUACAGUGAGCGUCCAGUGAAUGCGGACCAGCAGGAGCGGACCUUGCUGAAAGGCGUGUUCAGCGUCAGGAAGGGCAAGACUCAGCUGCACAAGUGGGCCGAGCGGCAGGUCAUUCUCUGUGGCACCUGUUUGAUCGUGGCCUCUGUGAAAGACAGCCUCACCGGGAAGAUGCACAUCCUGCCCCUGGUGGGGGGAAAGGUGGAGGAGGUGAAGCGGAGGCAGCACUGUCUGAUGUUCAGCUCAGCCGGGUCUCAGGCCCAGACAUACUUUGUCAACUUUGACACACUUGCAGACUAUCAGCGAUGGCACCGGCAGGCGUCAAAGGUGGUGUCUCAGACGGUAAGCCUAGUGGACUUGUCCUGCUACAGUCUGGAAGCAGUGCCUGAAUAUCUGUUUUACAGUCAGGACAUUACCCAUCUCAACUUGCGACACAACUUCAUGAGCCUGCAGGGACCUGGAGGCCUGCUCAACCUCCCCAGGUUUUCUCAGCUGAAGAGCCUGAACUUAUCUCAUAACCGUCUGGGUGUGUUCCCCGAGUGUGUGUGCGAGAUCCUCACCCUAACUGAACUCAACCUCUCCUGUAACAGUCUCCACGCCAUCCCUCUACAGAUAGGCAACCUUCAAAGCCUGCAGACGCUGUCUUUGGAUGGAAACCACCUCAGCUCCCUGCCUGAUGAGAUGGGUGGCCUGUUUCAGCUCAACAGCCUGGGGCUUUCCUUUAACAGCUUCUCUCACGUCCCUGCUGUGCUGGAGAGAUUGAGUGUAGUUGACAAGCUGGCUAUGGCUGGGAACAGAGUGGAGAGUCUGGAUUUGUGCACUCUGGUCAGAAUGAGCCACCUGAAAAACAUUGACCUCCGGCUGAAUGGAUUGCGGUGGGUGAAAAGUGAGAAUCUAGAGGUAGUGAGCCAGGUGACCCAGCUGGACUUGCGGGACAACUGCUUAGAAUCGCUAGACCUCGGCUCUGUGUGCAACCUGGAGACUCUGCACUGCCAACGCAACCAGCUGGGGACACUCACACUCAGCGGUUUCACACUGCGCAUGCUUCAUGCCAGCAGCAACCGCCUUACAACAGUCAACAUCUAUCCAGUCCCUAACCAGCUGACGCACAUGGACCUAUCACAGAACCUCUUGGAGUAUCUUCCAGACUGGGUGUGUGACUGCAGAAAAAUUGAGAUGCUGGACAUUACACGUAACCUCCUGUCGGAGCUUCCUUCCAGACUGCUUAACAGCUUGAGUUUGAGGAAGCUGCUGACGGGAUACAAUCGCUUGCAAAGAGUGCCUGAACUCCUUGACCAUGUCCCUCUGGAAGCCCUGGACCUCCAGCACAACAUGCUAGCUGAGCUUCCAGAGAGUCUGUUUCUGAAGGCCUUAAACCUGAAAUACUUAAACGUGUCAGCCAAUGCCUUGGAAAGCAUUCCGCCGAGCAGCCAAUCAGAGGAGAGCCUCAGCACACUCCAGGAGCUCUACCUGACGGAGAACAACCUGAGCGAGAAUUGUGGCGCUCUGCUGAUCGGACACCAGAACCUGCGGAUCCUCCACAUUGCCUACAACCAGUUACUCUCAUUCCCUGCCAGUAAGCUAAGUAAGCUGGAACUGCUGGAGGAGCUAAAUUUAAGCGGCAACAAUCUAAAAACAAUACCCUCCACUGUGUCCAGCUGUAAGAGACUGCACACCCUCAUAGCACACUCGAACCACAUCAGCGUCUUUCCAGAGAUCCUCAACCUCCCUGAGAUCAAGCUUGUCGAUCUAAGCUGCAAUGAGCUCACUGAGAUCCAGCUGCCCGAUUCCCUGCCUGCCACUUUACAAGAGCUGGACCUGACAGGCAACAGCAGCCUGAUGCUGGAACACAAAACCCUCAAUCUCUUCAGCCACAUCACCACCCUGAAAUUAGACCAGAAAUCUACCACAACAGCAGGAGACUCUCUGAGCGCCUCCAGUCCUUGGAAGCAUGGCUACUCUGAAAUGAGCGGGCAAAGGAACAAGUUGUGUGUGUCUGUGCUGGCUGUAGACCACUUCAGAGACAGCGUGGAAGCAUGCUAUGGUAUCUUUGACGGAGACCGCAACGAGGAAGUGCCUCGCCUGUUGCAGUGCACUAUGGGAGACGUGCUGUGCGAGGAGCUGCAGCACUCUAGUGUUGACAGUGUGUAUAUGUGCAACACUUUCCUCACCUCACACAGGAAACUUGGUAUGGCCGGUCAGAAGCUGGGUGCAUCUGGCCUGCUGUGUUACAUCCACCAUGAGACUUCAGAUCCAGGAGCAUCCUUUAGCCUUACUGUGGCCAAUGUGGGUACCUGCCAAGCCGUGCUGUGCCGAAAUGGACAACCUGUACCUCUCUCUAAGGUUUACAGUUUGGAGAACUGCACUGAGGAAAUGGAGCGGGUUAAAGUCAGUAAAGCCAUUAUUACAGAGGAUAACAAAGUGAGUGGAGUGACAUGCUGCUCUCGCCUGUUGGGCUGCUCUUAUCUGUCUCCCUGGGUGCUUCCAAAGCCCUGGGUGCACACUGAGCCGCUUUGUUCCCAGGAUGAGUUCUUGAUCCUGGGGAAUCGAGCCCUGUUUGAGCGAGUUUCCUACCAGGAGGCUGUUUGCACCGUGCAGGCUGUCCGGGAUCCCCGUGCUGCUGCUAAGAAGUUGUGUUCACUUGCCCAAAGUUACGGUUGCAAGGACAACAUCGGCGCUGUCGUGGUGUCCCUGCACAUUGGUGAGGACAGCUGCACAUGUGAGCCGCCGGUCACCACCACCGAGCCACGGGGCCCUGCUCCUGCUCCUGUUCCUGCGCCUGUGAUCCCGGGCCCUAGCGACCCAGCCACCAACCUCUCCUCCAGCAGUGGCAUUGUCACUGAGUUCAGCAGUGAGACAUCAGCUUCAGAGAUCGGCAGCGAAGCGGGGUCCACCGCUUCAGAUGAACACCCGUCCUCUGGCACUGUGACCCGCCCAGAGAGACGCUGUAGCCUACACCCCGCUACCACACUGUGCGGCAUCAUGGUGCCAGGCUCAGGUGGGACCGGACCCCACCCAGGUCUAUUCCAGCAGCAGCCGUCCAGCACCACAUUCUCAAGUAACCAGUCGGACAAUGGCUUGGACAGUGAUGAUGAAGCUCCACUCGAGGGUGUCAUCUCCAAUGGCAGCAAAUUAGAAGUGGAAGUAGACAUUCACUGUUGUGCUUUUCAGCUGCGGUCGGGGCCCCAUGAGAGCUCCAAAGACUUGGACUUUGAAAAACGAGGCUUUGACCAUCCCGGUGGUAAAAUGCGCAGACAGAACAGCGUGGUGGUUUCUGCUACAAACGGCUGCUUGCUUGCUGUAUGUGGGAGAGAGAUUGCUGACCUUAAGAAAUCUCCCUCCACAUCCAGCCUGUUUGGGAAGAAGUUGUCCAAUGGUUCUGUGGUAGCCCCUGAAGACAGUCACAACCUAAUUGAGGUUGCCCUAGAGGCUCCCAAGAAAAAGUCUGGCUAUUUCACAGCUCCAGCACAGCAGGACCCAGAGGACCAGCUGAUUGUGCCUCCUAGUCUGGAGCAGGAAGUCAGGGAGCAGCUACGAGGCCAGAGCCCUCUAGUCUCAGGCCCCUCUGCACCAACCACACCCUCCUCCUUAAAAGAUCCGGUGUGGGAUCAUCCACACCCCCCAGCAUUUCCACCCAGCCUGGUUCCAGGUCCAGGCCCGACUCCUAUCCUACAACAGGAGGUUUAUGAUACCGCCCUCUAAGGGGGAGGAUUUCUGUGAUUGUGCCAUUCUGGGACAGAAGAGUUUUCUCAUACACGAGGGAAAGUCCAGUGAAAGUUGCCAUUCAGAUACUUUGUGAGAACGAGACAAACCUGUGGCAUCUUAAUGGUCACUAAAUAAUGCCUUUUAACGUGAGGUCAAAAAAAGUGUACGGUCUGAGUAUCUGAGAGAACAAAGGCAAAAAAAAAAAAGAUUUCAGUUUGUAACAGAACAUUGUGAAACAGAAAGCUGGCUGUAUUAGACAAAGAACAAGCCUGACCUGAAAUUGGAUACCUCGAGUGUUUGAACUCGUCAGCAGCAUUUCCCUUUACUUGGAAAACAAAGCAAUCUGGAGGGUGUGCAAGAGAUCAUGUCAGAUCUUUUCUCCAGGAGCUCCGUUGUCUCUCAGAUCCUGGAGGGAAGUACUAUGACGGAAACAUGAAAAAGUGCCUACUACAGAAGACACAGCCUAGAGCUCCCUACAUCCUGGCUGUGUUUCAGAGACGUGUUUGAUAGUUGAAUUUGCAGGAUGGAUAGUGUCUCUAAGAGACCGGGACUGGCACAGCUUCGGCUCUCCUCCUCCUCCUCCACCUGUGGCUUACAAAGGAAAUCAGAGAGUCUAAAUGCUUAUAAUACACACAGAUCUGAAAACAACACAACUGCAUUUUCAUUGUGUCUGUUUUUUAUCGUUAGCAUUUCCACACCAUAUAUAAAGAAUUGUCUAUCACUCCUACAUAGUAAAGUACAAACUCACAUCUAGCGGGUGGCCGAUGUGAUGUGCUUACACUGCUGACAUUAAGACUGAAUAUUUUUUCUAUGUAGAGCAAUGCAAUAUCAAAGUCAUUUAGUUCUAAAGCAAGAGGCAAUUAGUAGAGGUUAACAACUGUUACUGCAGUAUAUUCUGUGACAGUGCAUUAUAGAAUGAGCUCCUUAAAACAUUCAUAGGAAGAUAAAAGAUUCAUUUGAAUUUAGUCAGUUUUAUGGUCACUGGAUAGUGGACUGGACAAAUGAGCUAAGACACAAAACUGAAGUAUUACAUAUUGUAAGGCCAAGAGAUAUAAAAUCAGGAUUUGUACUGCAUGUGUGAAAAUAUCCCCUCUGGUACUUACAUUUUAGUAUAUCUGAAUUUUGGAGGCUGCUUCUGCUUCUGCUUCUUAAAAUUUGACACCAUCAGUCCAUCCUGUCCCUUGAGGCAGAUUUCAUUAUUGAUGUUUUUACUUUGCAAAAUGUUUUAAAUCUUACCUCUAUAAUGCACUACACAUACAUCCAGGUGAGGUUUGGCGUGUGGUGUUUAGACCCUUAAGAGAACUGAAACCCUAUUCUCUUGCAUUUUUUUCAGUCAUCUAUUAUACACCAUAGAUAUGUGUACAACUGACAAAAACAAAAUGCAGGAAGGACUGCCUUAUCACUGUGUUAUCUGAAAAACUACAUUAAAAGCAUUGGCAUAUCAUUUAAUUAGCUUUCUCGGUAGAAUAAAUUGACUUGGUGAAGGAACAAGUUACAGCACCUGUAUGUUUUACUAAAAACAUAAAAACAUUGAGAUUUGCUGCCUGUGUAUUGAUGACAUAUCACAAAAGGAAGAGCUUGAUGUAGCUUUUUACUUGGGCACAUUUAUGUCCACACGCCUUUGUAAUCAUAUGGCUACUUUAGUUGCGGCUACACACAGUUAAUGUACAAAUAUUAUGAGUGUCGCAGCAGUAAAAGGUGCCCAAAUAAGAAUGCACUAUUUCAGUCCCUUCCAUUAAGAAUAAGUACAACCACUGGACACUUUGUUAGGUACACCUAUUCAGCUGUUCAUUAACAAAAAUAUCUAACUAGCCAAUCACAUGGCAGCAACUCAAAGCAUUUAGAUGUGUAGACCUCAUCAAGACGACCUGCUUAAGUUUAAAGCGAGCAUCAGAAUCGGGGAAGAAAGGUCAUUUCAGUGACUUUAAAUGCAGUGUUGCUGUUGGUGCCAGACGGGAUGGUACGAAUAUUCCAGAAACUGCUGAUUUGAGAUUUUCCCAGACAGCCACCUUUAAAGUUUAUAGAGAAUGGUCUGAAAAAGAGAAAAUAUCCAGUGAGUGGCAGUUCUCUGUGGAAAAAUUCCUUGUUGAUGUCAGAGGUUAGGCGAGAAUGGGCAGACUUCUUUGAGCUUAUAGGUAAACAGCAGUACCCCAAAUAACCACAGAUUACAACCAACAUAUGAAGAAGAGCACCUCUGACUGCAUGACACAUUGAACCUUUAAGAAGAUCCACCUUGGGUGACAUUACUGUGAGCUAAGAACAAGUUGUGUUAGCUCCCCAAACAUGCACAACAAAAGAAGGGAAAACGUUGCCUUGUUUGAUGAGUCUUGAUUUCUGUGGCAACAUUCAAGUGGGAGUGUCAGAAUUUGAUGUAAAUGGCAUGAAAGGAUGGGUUCAUCCUACCUCGCAUAAACAGUUAAGUCUACUGCUGGUGGUGUAAGGGUGUGGGAGGUAUUAUUUCUUCAUAGUUAAUACCCAUGGAGAUUUGUUUAAACACCACAGUCUACCUGAGUCUUGUUGCUGACCAUGUCCAACCCUUUAUGAGUACAUUGUACGAAUCUUCUGAUGGCUGCUUUCAGAAAGAUAACGUCAAUUCCUUCAAACUGGUUUCUUGAACAUGUCAAUGAGUUACUUUACUCAAAUGGCCUCCACAGUCACCAGAUCUCAAUCUAAUGGAGCAGCUUUGGGAUGUGGUGAACAGGAGGUUCACAUCAUGUGCGCUUGACAAAUCUGCAGCUACUGUAUGAUGCUAUCAUGCUAACGUGGAGCAAGAUCUCUGAGGAAUGUUUCAAGCACCUUGCUGAGUCUAUGCUAUGAAGAAUUAAGGCAGUUCUGAAUGCAAAAGGGGGUCUAACUCAAUGCUUCAGCAGUGCACAUCAUUCAUGUUUUUUAAAUAUAUAGUCAACUCUAUUGUCAUAUAUAUGACAGAAAAAAUACAUUAUUGUUUAAACUGUCAGUUAUAUGUUCUGCAGCCUUGGAAACCUCACAUUGUCCAGUCCUGAACCUCCCCGCAUUGUGCCAAAAGAGGAAGCAACUCUGCAGAGCUGCUGUGGCUAAGAGAAGGCCAAAGUUGGGUAAUUGCUCUUGUCAGUGAUUACUACAAUAGAUUUUUAUUUUUUCUGGUUGCCACUACAUGUUGGAAGGAACUACACAGCCGUUGUACAUUCAGACCUUUCAGUGUUCUCUUUUAGCCUUAAUGUAACACUACUCAGUAUUUUGAAGCGAGGAGCUUUUUGUUUCUUUCCGUUGAUGUUCUGUCUGUGAAUGAGGUCUUUGGCUCCAUGUGAACGAGUGAGAAGUCAGUGAUGAUGCCUUAAAUGCUGUGUGGGUAUGAAUUCCUCCUUGUUUUAUCUCCUGAAAAGAAUAUACACUGUCAAAAGCACCUUGUACAUAGAAUAUAAUAGUAAUAUCCAGAGUUAUGUAUAUUUAAUUUUAUUAUAUAAUUUUUUUUUAGCAUAGUGUUCUGAGGUUAUUGUGGCUUCCCUCAGCCAAGUGCAUCAUCUUUUGUCUAUGACGACACUGACAAUAAAGUUAAUUUACAAUAUUUUUAAGUCUUAUUAACAUCACAAAGAUAUUUUUUUCAUUCAAAGUAUUUUUGUUUGUCACCACUUAGAGUUUUGUUACUAUCUUAACUUAUAUUUAAAUAUUUUAAAUUAACACCACAAAACUACAUAAACUAACACUAUCUUCCUGCAUUGCUUUUACUCUGUGUAAAUAUAAGUUAAUGAAAAUCAGGACAUACAGUUAUUAUCCACAUGUAGGAGUCUGAGAUCAUAUUUAGAUGCAUCGGUACUGUCCGUAUUCUGCUUUUUCAGAAUUCAAGAACUAAUUUUAACUCCCAAAUGCUUUUUUAAAAAAAUAUCUAAAAUUACAAAUAGCAAAUCCAGUUUUGUGAUAAAGAUAAUCAUUUUAUUCCUGUCACUUUAUUGAUCAGUCCUUGCUGGGUCUGACAUGCCAAACACAUUGGACUCUGUGGUUCUGUCUGUGCCUAGACCUCCACAAUUGGAGCCCACACAUAGUGCCACACAUCUGGAUUACUGGCAGUGGAACACUGACGGGCACUGCAGGUGUAAAUGCCACGUGGAGAGCUAAGCUAGCCUAUGAUUGUGAAUGUUACUGAUACAUAUCUGAAAUGUUAAUGAAGUCUGGAGAGGAGAAACUGAACUUUCUAUAAGGUUUCAUAUCCCACAGUGGUAAAAUCCCUUGUAAAAUAUGCAAAGUGUACAUAUAUACCUGUAUAUCAGAGCGUCAAUUUCCCAUCACCUUUAACUAUACGACUCAUGUUUCAAUAUGUCUGAUAAUGAAUAUUGGCUGGUGUGUGUGUAUAAUGUUUGUGGAGGUUGUGUUUGUAAUUUGCAUUGUGUUGCUUUUUUUUUAUGUCCCUUUGGCACUUUGGCAGUGUGGUUUUAUGAGUUUGCCCCCAGCUGCCAUGUCAGGCUGGGACUGUACUGCAUUGCUAUAUUUAGUGCUCUUUAAACUAACUGGCUCCUUUUGCUUUAUAACAUUUGUACCGUUGUUGUACAUUCAUGCGUUCAGUCUGUCUUUUGGUUGAUACCAUGUAUUCACCCUCUGUCCGGUAUAAUAUACUCACAAAAUAGAAGUACAUUUGGAUAAUGAUCCAUCGGUAAUCAGUGUGCAUGUACAUAAGCAGAUUGUAUGCACAGAGGGAAGAUGGAGGGGUACAUUGCAUUGGCUUAAAAUAUUCCCUUUAAUUCUUUAGUGGAAGGGGCUCGCGAGCUCAAUACUCAUGCAGUUAAAUGCAUUUGUACACAAAGUAGAGGGUAAGUGCAUUUGUUAGGCUGCAAUUUCAGUGUUUUUAUUUUAACCUUCUUCUUUUGUUAACUAUUCGGUAUAAUUUCUCUUUGCACAUCAUAACAAGCUCCCUGUGCAUCUGUGUUGCAAAAUGUCUGUGUUUGUGUGUAGAUAAAAGCUUUAGCGCACACGUGCUGUAAGUGUAUGCAUGUCUGUGUGAAACAAUGGAUCGACUGUAAUUCUGUGUGAAUAUGGUGAAUGAAACCGAUCAGAGAUGCUCCAUUUAUUUAAAAUGUGACCAAAGUAGCCAUUGUUUAAUCUCACUAUUCCUUUAUGCAUAUUGUUUUCAAGAAAUGCUUGAAUAUUUCUUUUCCUGAAUGCCAAGAAAGUGAUGUUUAUUUUUGUACUUUUUUUUUCAUGCAAAUUAAUAUUUCCCUUUUUUGCUACAGAAUUUAAAGUCAUUGGGCUUAUAAAGAAAUCUGUCACCCAUUAUGGUACUAUUGAUGGUACUAUAACUGUAUUUAUUGUUGAAAGCAUGCUCUAAAUAUAAGGCUACAGGGAAAAAAACAUAGAAUACAUACAAAAUGUGAUUUAUUUGUACAAAAGGGAGCAUAUCCGAUAUUUUUAGGUUUUUAUUCGAGCAUGCAGAUUACUGCUACAAAUUUAGUUUUUUUUAAGAAUCAUUAAGAAGAUUAAUUAUUUAGGAAAAGAACUAACAAUGGGCACUUUUGUGGUUUGUCAGAAAGAAUUGUAUGUUCUUGAACACAGAGUGGAAGGUGGUUAUUUUAUUUUAAAUGCUGCUAUCAUUAGUUUUCAGCAGACAGGCUGGUUUUUGUUUUGUUUUUAACUUUAAGCCAAGUAGCAAUAAAACUUUUUACUGUGAA
Messenger RNA from Maylandia zebra (zebra mbuna), 10090 nucleotides. RefSeq names its product PH domain and leucine rich repeat protein phosphatase 2 (gene phlpp2). Gene Ontology annotation, molecular function: protein binding. NCBI's taxonomy places the organism in Eukaryota, Metazoa, Chordata, Actinopteri, Cichliformes, Cichlidae. The record is from RefSeq and is a predicted model, not a curated record.